GUAACGUAACAAAAUGAAUACUUGCUCUUUAGAUGAUUUGUGUGUCUGUUUGCGUUCUCAGUGCGUGUCUGAAAUAGCAGACAGUGUCUCCUACCAGACCUUAGGUCAACAAACAAAUUGAGAACCAUUGGACGGUCAAAUCCUCAAGUGUUCCAUUGCUGUCAUGCACAAUGAUUAUACCGACCAGUGCCCCUGACAAAUACCUCAACGCAAUCCGGCUAAAGGACUGCAAGCUGGAGUCAUGUCAAAGUGCGUCAAGACUAAGAGAGGAUGUCGCACUGUUGCAAAGAGCCAUGUCUCAUCUUCGGGAGUCAGGCUGGUACUGGGGCCCCCUGACAGCUACUCAGGCUAAACAAGUUCUGAUUAAAGCUCCAGAGGGGACUUUCCUGUUGCGGGACAGCUCCUACCAGGGCUACCUCCUCACCCUGUCUGUGAAGACCAGCCUUGGCCCCACACACCUCCACAUAGAGCAUGGCACUGGCAUGUUUGGCUUCGACCCUGUGAUUGUGUCAUGGCCACGAAUGCGGAGGGUUGAGGGGGCUGUAGAUCUGGUGCCUUGCCAAGCUUCUGGUCAGUUAAAAGGAGAGACUCAGAGCUCAAAAGGAAACAGGAGGAGCAAACCAUCCGCCCCCUGUAGAGAGAACUCUGCAGCUCAAGCUCAUCUGCCCCCUCCAUAAAGUUUUCCCUAGUCUCCAGCACUUUUGCCGCGUCACUAUUAACCAGCAUUCUCGCUGUCACCAGGACUUACCCUUGCCAGGGUGGCUACAUGACUUCUUGCUGGAAUACCCUUUUGUGCUGUAGGAAAUGCUUAUCUGAUGUUUUGAUAUUCCUGAAUUAGACUUUAAUUGGACAUCAAUGAUCAAUGUCCUAAUGUUGUGUUGAAAAUUGGCUCUCAGCUGUAUACAUGCUGGUUCCUAGAUGAUCAUUUAGCAAAUCCCUACGUGUAUUUUUACAUUUAUACUUGAGUCCUUUAGCAGAUGCUCUUAUCCAGAGCGACUUACAGGAGCAAUUAGGGUUAAGUGCCCUGUUCUAGGGAUCAUUGACAGAUUUUUCACCUAGUCGGCUCUGGGAUUUGAACCAGCAGCCUUUUGGUUACUGGCCCAACGCUGUUAACUGCUAUGUUUCAGAGGGAAAAUUCACCUACCUAUCACCAUCUUAGGUUAGUUAAACUAAAUUAACAAUUGAGAGUACUGAAAUGGAAUGUUGAAAUAAAUAACAGUUAGAAGAACAUGACAAAGGGGAAUAGAUAAAAGCUUUGUUAUUGUUCUAUAAACAGUAUUAAAGAACGAUUAUUGUAUAAUGGACCACAUUAAUUAAAAACACUAUACAGUAUUCAAC
Oncorhynchus kisutch (coho salmon) is the source of this 1338-nucleotide messenger RNA. Its product is annotated as cytokine-inducible SH2-containing protein-like. The transcript is spliced from 2 exons. Lineage: Eukaryota; Metazoa; Chordata; Actinopteri; Salmoniformes; Salmonidae. Bases 171 to 677 code for a protein of 168 amino acids. The record is from RefSeq and is a predicted model, not a curated record. Gene Ontology annotation, molecular function: 1-phosphatidylinositol-3-kinase regulator activity. Gene Ontology annotation, biological process: phosphatidylinositol phosphate biosynthetic process. Gene Ontology annotation, cellular component: phosphatidylinositol 3-kinase complex.